This is a messenger RNA of Argiope bruennichi, 1251 nucleotides long. RefSeq names its product mitochondrial uncoupling protein 4-like (gene Ucp4A). The transcript has 10 exons. The record is from RefSeq and is a predicted model, not a curated record. NCBI's taxonomy places the organism in Eukaryota, Metazoa, Arthropoda, Arachnida, Araneae, Araneidae. Gene Ontology annotation, biological process: response to cold. Bases 190 to 1155 code for a protein of 321 amino acids.
UUGCUGUGCUCUUUGUACUUCCUUGUGUUUGUGAGUAGAAAAUACGGCAUGUUGAUUAAGUAGGUAAACAUGGUGCUCUCAGGUGGUUCAAUAAUGUUAUAAUGUUUGUGUUAGUUUGUAUUUUAUUGGAGUAGUUUGCUUGUAACUUAUUUAUUGCGCAUUUCGUAACCAUAAUAUUGUUUGAUAAACAUGGGUUUCAGGAAUAAAAAUGAUGCACAUAAUGAAAGUUUUCUCUUUAAAUAUGUUUUGUCUUCUUCAGCUGCUACUGUUGCCGAAACAGCAACUUAUCCUUUGGAUAUAACAAAAACUAGAUUACAAAUUCAAGGAGAAGCUGCUUUGAACAAAUGCAGUGGAUCUAAUGCUCAUGUGUACAAUAAAGUCAAGGGCCGAGGAAUGUUACAUACUGCUAUAGGGAUUGUUCAAGAAGAGGGUUUGUUCAAAUUAUGGCAAGGUGUUACACCAGCCAUAUACAGACAUCUUGUGUAUAGUGGUUGCCGAAUGACAUUUUAUGAAGUAUUUCGAGAAAAGCUGUUAAAAACAAAACAAAAUGGUGGUCCGGUUUUAUGGAAAUCAGUUUUAUGUGGCAGUUUAUCUGGAGCACUUGGACAAUUUUUAGCAAGUCCUACUGACCUUGUAAAAGUUCAAAUGCAGAUGGAAGGAAGACGAAGACUAGAAGGGCACCCUCCAAGGGUGCAGAGCACUUGGCAUGCUUUUCGAAAAAUCAUUGCCGAAAGUGGUGUCAGAGGCCUCUGGAAAGGUUGGGUACCUAACGUCCAGAGGGCUGCUUUGGUCAACAUGGGAGAUCUGACUACUUAUGAAAAUAGUAAACAUUUUAUAUUGACUCAUUCUACUUUGAAAGAUAACUGGUUAACUCAUAUGUUGGCAAGUAGCUGCUCAGGAUUAAUAGCAGCCACCUUAGGGACACCAGCUGAUGUCGUAAAAACACGCAUAAUGAACCAACCUACAGACAGUAGUGGCAGGGGACUAUAUUACAAAUCCUCAAUUGACUGUUUGGUAAGAACUGUUCAAGAAGAAGGUUUUAUGGCUUUGUAUAAAGGCUUUAUUCCGAUAUGGACAAGAAUGGCACCCUGGUCCAUUACUUUCUGGGUAACAUAUGAAGAACUAAGGAGACUAACUGGAGUGUCAUCUUUUUGAUUUAGCAUUUUAUAUUGUGAUAAGAUUUAUAGACAGUUAUAUUUUUUGUAAUGUGUCUGUGUUUUUAAAUAAAAUGUUGUAUAGUUCAUAGUUUUA